Archocentrus centrarchus (flier cichlid) is the source of this 3296-nucleotide messenger RNA. It is a transcript of the gene mtss1, whose product is annotated as MTSS I-BAR domain containing 1. Gene Ontology annotation, biological process: cell projection assembly; plasma membrane organization. The record is from RefSeq and is a predicted model, not a curated record. NCBI's taxonomy places the organism in Eukaryota, Metazoa, Chordata, Actinopteri, Cichliformes, Cichlidae. Gene Ontology annotation, molecular function: actin binding; phospholipid binding. Gene Ontology annotation, cellular component: cytoplasmic side of plasma membrane; actin cytoskeleton.
GCGGAGUCAGAGCAGGAGGACGGGCAGACGCUUUUGGCAAAACACGCAGGAGGAAAACGUGAAAUCAUCGGAUACGCUCCUGGAAACAGCGACUUUCAGGCGGUUAAAGCCGAGCUGCAGACCAGGCGAAAGCCGCGUCGGUUUAUUUUGGGCCGGCGGGCUGAUCCCGGACUGUGUGUGCGCGUGUUUUCGCUUGGACACACACACACACACGCGCGCGCGCACGCAGUCACACAGGUUGCUAGCGGAGUUAGCCGCGUUUGCUAGCUCGCUGCGGUUAGCUGAGCUUUCCGUCCGCUGGGAGUGAGAGCAGAGCGGGGUUAAAGUUUGAAAACAGUGCGGGACGUUUUCCAGACAGCCAGCUGCGGGUUCAGGCAGGAUGUGCGGGUUUUUCGGACGUUUAUCAAGUUGGCCGGCUGGUAGCAUCGGCUGACCGGAGCGCAGCGUUAGUCCCUCGGACUGGACUCCCGAGUUUUCCCCCCUCUUCCUUAAACUGCUUUUUUUAAAAAAGCGGACUUUGCCCUCGGGGCGUUGUAACGCACCUCCCCGUAUUAAAUAAAAGCUUCCAUUGAUUCUUCUCUGGAGUUUCUCAAAACUUGGCUGGAAGUUAUUUUUUUUCUUUUUGUCCAAGGAGGAGGAAAAAAAGUUGUUGGGAAGUUGAGGAGGAUUUUUCCAAGCCUGUGGAAAAAUGGAUGCGGGUAUAGAGAAGGAAUGCAGCGCCUUGGGAGGGCUCUUCCAGCUCAUCAUGAACGAUAUGAAGGCCAGUUAUCCUACAUGGGAGGACUUUGUAACCAAAGGAGCUAAACUGCAGUCGCAGCUCAGGACGACCAUCGCGGUGACCGGAGCGUUCCUGGAUGCUUUUCAGAAGGUGGCAGACAUGGCGACCGGAACCAGAGGUGCCACCAAAGAGAUCGGCUCAGCGCUAACCAGGAUGUGUAUGAGGCACCGCAGCAUCGAAUCCAAGCUGAAGCUGUUUACCACAGCCCUCUCAGAAAGUCUCAUCACACCACUGGAGCUGAAAAUGGAGGAGUGGAAGAAAGUGGCCAGACAGCUGGAUAAAGACCACGCCAAAGAGUACAAGAAGGCCAGAGCUGACAUCAAGAAGAAAUCUUCAGACACCAUCAAGCUGCAGAAGAAGGUGAAGAAAGGGAAGGAUGAAGCUCGGGGACAGCUGGACAGCGCGCUGCAGGACGUCAAUGUGCGUUACGCUGUCCUGGAGGAGACCGAGAAGCGAGCUGUGUGCAGAGCGCUGAUAGAGGAAAGAGCUCGAUACUGCAGUUUCGUCAGCAUGCUGAAGCCUGUGCUGGACCAUGAGAUCAACAUGCUGGGUGAGGUGACACACCUGCAGACCAUUCUGGAGGAUCUGACAAAUUUGACAGCUGAACCCAACAAACUCCCACCGGCCAGCGAGCAGGUGAUUCUGGACCUUAAAGGCUCUGAUUUCAACUACACCUAUCAGACACCUCCAGCUUCUCCCAGUAACACUCUGUCCAGGAAGAGCAGCAUCAGCAGCUACCAGUCAGGAUCAGUGAGACAUGUUCCCUCCUUGGACUCCAUCAGCUGUGCUGUGGAUGGACUACACAUGCAGCGCUGCUCGUCCCCCUAUCUGCUCGCCGGCUGCGAUGAAAGCGGCCGAUCUCUCAGCGAAGGGAACUCCCCCUCUCGCCUCGGCCGUCACGGCAGCCGUGGUCGCUAUGGUUACGCAGCAGGCCAUGGCCACCACCCCGCUCAGAGUCGCCGCUUUAGCCGCAGGGAUUUGAAAACCAAUUCUGUUGGCUCCACCAAUCAGCUGGCGUCUGGGGGAAGCGGAGGGGCGGAGAACGGCCUGUUGGCCCCCCCACACAAUGCCUACACACACGGGGAGCGAGUUCGAGCCAUGUCUGCAUCUGGAAAGCCUUCCUUCGGCCAGGAUCAGCUGGCGUUGACCCUGGGCGCGCUGAAUUCGGACGCCCAGAGAAGCAGCAGAGACUCUCUGCACUGUUCCAGCGGCUACAGCACCCAGACCACCACGCCGUCCUGCUCCGAGGACACCAUACACACCCACACUGUAAAGAGAGAUCCUCCCCUCUAUGUCGACUACGAGUCCAUCUCCCUCCACGGAGAUGCCGACUCCAUCUUACAUCACCUCUCCCACGGCAGCAGCCAGUCAGAUUUCGACAAGUCGUCGACCAUCCCGAGAAACUCCGACCUCAGAUUCCAGUACCGGGAGUUCAGUCAGUCCAAACGCCCGCCCUACGUCAGCCUGCUGGCUGAGUACGACUUGAGCGGCGGGUCCAUCCGGCCGAUGCCGUCCCACACGGCGACCAUCAGGCGCAAACCUUCAACCAAGCCGGGUUAUCGCAGAGGCACAAUCAGUGGCGGGGUUCCCAUCCCAUCUGCACCCACAGGUUCCUCUCAAAGCGUCGGAGGAACCAGCGGGAGCAAUGAGAACGUUUUCAAAGUGCCCUCGUCUGGAGGGGGAGGUUUAGGUCACAGUAAACUCUGCACCUCCCCCAGAGCCUCAGCGCUUUACCACCCCCCUCCUCCUCCGUACUGCCAGUUGGUCCCAGGUCAGCUGCCCAUCCCUGUGCCCGUACCCACUGUACCCUCCCUGCUGUCAGAGGGAGGGAACAACAUCAAACAGCAGCAACAGAGACAAUACCAGCAACCUCAGCAGCACACGCAACUACAGCAGCAGCAGUACAACCAGCAACUCCAGAUUCAGCAACAGCAGCAACAAUGGCAACAUCAGCAACAAUGGCAACAGCAGCAACAGCAAUGGCAACUUCAACAUCAGCAGCAGCAGCAUCAGCAACAGUUCCAGCAGCCCCAGCAGCUGCAGCACCACAGGAUCAGUAUCAGCAGCAGGACUGCAUCACAGCUGAACCAGCUGCAGAAACAGAAGCUGUUCCAGCAGCAGCACCAGGCCUACGCCGCUCCUGAGCCCCCCGCUGUGGCCAACAACAUCGCCUACCAGCCCCAGGCUCCUCCACCCUCCAGCCAGACCAGAACCCUGAGGAGUGGCGCCCAGGAAGGAGGAGGAAGCAGCGGAGACAUGCCCCUUAUUAGAGGAGUAAAGCUCAGAAGGACCAUCACCAACGAUCGCUCCGCCCCUUUGCUGCCCCCUCCAACCAAUCACAAAUGAGGUUGACCCAGAGAUUUUUAGUUCUCUGUUGAACUGUUAGUUUAGUCUGGUUCAGCACCCUAGUGACAGAUUUAUCGCUGGAACUAAACAUGCAUAGUUUGAUUAUUAAACUUCCUUUUAUGCCCUUUAAAUUUCUGUUUUGAACAUUUUUGAGCCUCUCGUGUUGCAGCCC